AUGGUCUACCCUUGGUCCAAACAAGCAGUUGCUCUUGCUGGAGGUAUAAUAGGAGGGAUCCUCUUAUUUGUUCUCAUUGGAAUAACUGCAUACUUGCUCUGGAAGAAGUUUUGCUGCCUCCUUUCUUAUGAAAAGCUCAGCGGUCCUGUCAAAAUGACAAAUGCAAAUGCCCUUUUUCAGGAUCAGUCAACUUCCGAAACUCAACUAAAAAGCACAAGAUCCAGAAGUGUUCCAUUUAUCAUUCCACCAACACUGCAUGGGCGAGACUGGAUUAACCUGACGAACGAAGAACACGUUCAGGAAGGCAGUGACCCCUACAUGAUUCCUCAGUCUGGGCCCCGGUCAUCAUUUCAUUCUUUGGCUGGAGCUUAUGUUGUAGGGACCAUUAACCCAGACCUGUACAAGUUUCCUGAAGACAAAAGUGAGACAGAUUUUCCUGAAGGCAACAUUGGCCGCCUCUGGUUUUCCAUAGAAUAUGAGCAAGAGUCAGAAAGGCUCCUCGUCUCCUUGAUCAAAGUCAGAAAGCUGCAGCCUCCUGCUGAUUCCUGUAGUCUAUUUGUGAAAAUCUACUUGCUGCCUGAUAAAAGAAGCUACUUGCAGUCCAAAACAAAACGCAAAACCCUUAACCCGCAGUUUGAUGAAAACUUUGUUUUUCAGGUUUCCAGUAAAAUGUUGCUCCAAAGGACUCUGAAGUUUUUGGUUUAUCAUGUCAAUAAACAGAAGAAGCAUCAUCUCCUAGGCCAAGUUACCUUCCCACUGAAAAAUCAAACAUUGACUGAUGACAACAAACUAGUCAUAUGGAGAGAUCUGGAGAAAGAAAACUUGGAGCCUCCUUCAGAGCAUGGUGAUAUCCAGUUCUCCCUCAGCUACAAUGACUACCUGGGCCGUCUCACUGUAGUGGUUCUGAGGGCAAGAGGAUUAAAGCUCCAGGAGGAGAGCCAUGCUGUCAGUGUGUAUGUCAAAGUCUCACUAAUGAACCAUAACAAAUUCAUCAAAAGUAAAAAGACAACAGCUGUUCUGGGAUCUCCCAAUCCAGUGUAUAAUGAAACCUUCAGUUUCAAGGCAGAUAAGACAGAGCUGGAUACAGCAAGCCUGAGUCUAUCUGUGCUCCAGAAUAUCAAGGGAGAAAAAACACAUCUGCUAGGACGUGCAAUAGUUGGGCCUUUCAUGUAUACCCGUGGCAAAGAACUAGAACACUGGAAUGAAAUGAUCAGCAAGCCCAAGGAGUUGGUUAAACGAUGGCAUGCUCUCUGCCACAGCAUGUAAACAGCACAGAUUAAAAAAACCUUAAAAUGGAAAAGCUCUCACUGUCUUUCCUAAUCUAAUGAUAAAGGGUACAAAAUCUUUGACCACUUUACACUCCUAAGUAGACAAGAAUAAAAUAAGUAAAUUCUUUCCUUGCCCAAAUGCAAAGAGAAGACCUGGUCCUUG
Messenger RNA from Haliaeetus leucocephalus (bald eagle), 1431 nucleotides. RefSeq names its product synaptotagmin XV (gene SYT15). Gene Ontology annotation, molecular function: clathrin binding; syntaxin binding; calcium-dependent phospholipid binding. The record is from RefSeq and is a predicted model, not a curated record. Gene Ontology annotation, biological process: regulation of dopamine secretion; cellular response to calcium ion; regulation of calcium ion-dependent exocytosis. Bases 1 to 1266 code for a protein of 421 amino acids. The transcript has 8 exons. Lineage: Eukaryota; Metazoa; Chordata; Aves; Accipitriformes; Accipitridae.